AGCAGCAGAAGUAGCAGGUAGUAGAAAUAGAAACAGCAACCGCGAGCCGCGUUUUAAUCAAUUAAAAGUCGGGCGAGUGAAAAAAAUGCAGCCGCUGGCUGCCAGCAGCAGCCAUCGCCGUCGCCGUUGCCUCUCUGCUGUCUCUGGAUGUGGUUGUGAUUCUAGAAGAAGUGGAUACGGACGUGGGUGGUAUCCAGUGUCAAGCGAGCAAAAAUUGUAAAACGCAAGCGCAAACAAACAAGCAUAAGCGAAGAAGCAAAGCAAAGAAAAUAGCAAAGCAACAACUGCAAACUGCAAACUACAAACAGCAAAGACAAAGUUCAGGGUCAUGGUCAGGCAGCUGUUGUGUUGAGUUUUUGUUGUUUUAUUUUUGUUGUUAUUUUUGUUCGAAGUUCGAACCGGACAGGACAAGAAGCUGCUUGCUACAACCCAGACAACAUGUCUAGCGAAUCAUCAACAGAAAGCGACAGCGAACUUUACGAUCCACUCGCCGAUGAACUCCACAAUGUGCAGCUGGUGAAGCAUGUGACGCGGGAGAACAUCGAUGCACUCAAUGCCAAGUUUGCCAAUCUCCAGGAGCCACCAGCCAUGUACUUAACAGAAUACCAAGAGCUGACCUCGAAACUUCACUUGCUGGAGGCCAAGGAGCAUGAGCUGAUGGAGCAAUUGAAUGCACUGCAACAGGAUGAGGAGUGUCAGAGUCAGAGUGAAGUUCAACAGCAGCAACAUGAUCAAACGGAUCAGCCGCAUUAUCAAAAUCAAACGCAAAUCUUGCAACAACAGCGUCAAUUGACGCGACAUCAUGUCCACGAGCUGAGCGACAGUUUAAUCUCGAGCUCAGGCUUUGGUUCGGGCACGGCGAGUCAAUGUGGCACAUUGACCAGACAACCGAAGGUUCUUCUGCGUGCCCAUUUACCCAAUCAACAGCGCACAUCCGUCGAAGUCGUUGCCGGGACACGACUCUGCGAUGCAUUGAUGAAGGCGCUCAAGCUGCGACAGCUGGAGCCAUCGAUGUGCGAGGUGAGCACAACGCCUCAUAGUGGACGACAUAUCAUUCCGUGGAACACGGACAUUGGCACAUUGCAUGUGGAGGAGAUCUAUGUCCGGCUGUUGGAUAAAUUCCCAUUGGGUCCGCACAUCAAGCAUCAGUUUAUACGCAAAACGUUCUUCUCCUUGGUGUUUUGUGAGGGAUGUCGACGUCUCCUAUUCACGGGCUUCUAUUGCAGUCAAUGCAACUUUCGUUUCCAUCAGAGAUGCGUCGGCUGGGUGCCAUUAUUGUGUCAGCCCUUCUCCGUUGACAGCUACUAUGAGCGUUUGCUCUCAUCCUAUCCAGAGAAUUCGGUUGGUAUGCCCGUUACGGGUCGCGGCAAUGCCGUUCGCUUCAAUGUGAGUAGCAGCCGCCGAUGCAGCAGCAGCGGCAGCAGCAUCACAACAGCAACAACAACAGCCACAAGCAGCUCUAAACCUUCUGCCAACCGACAGGGCCGACCUCCACGCAUCAGCCAAGACGAUCGAUCCAAUUCCGCGCCCAAUGUUUGCAUCAACAACAUCCGACCCCUCACAACGGAAACGCAGCGCAGUCUCAUCAUGCAGGCCAGGCCACCAUUGCCACAUCCCUGCACGGAUCACUCCAACUCGACACAGUCCUCGCCAACCAGCACAUUGAAGCAUAAUCGACCACGUGCUCGAUCCGCUGAUGAAAGCAACAAGAAUCUGUUAUCGCGUGAUGCCAAGAAUUCUGAGGAGAAUUGGAACAUCCAAGCGGAGGAAAUAUUGAUUGGUCCACUGAUUGGAUCGGGUUCCUUUGGCACCGUCUAUCGUGCCCAUUGGCAUGGUUCCGUGGCAGUGAAAACGUUGAAGGUGAAGACACCAAGUCCAGCACAGUUGCAGGCAUUCAAGAACGAGGUGGCCAUGUUGAAGAAAACACGCCAUUGUAAUAUACUGCUGUUCAUGGGAUGCGUAUCGAAGCCAUCGCUGGCCAUUGUCACCCAAUGGUGUGAGGGCAGCAGUCUCUAUAAGCAUGUUCACGUCAGCGAGACGAAAUUCAAGCUCAACACACUCAUCGACAUUGGCAGGCAGGUGGCACAGGGCAUGGACUAUCUCCAUGCCAAGAAUAUCAUACACAGGGAUCUUAAGACGAACAACAUUUUCUUGCACGAGGAUCUGUCUGUGAAGAUUGGGGACUUUGGUUUGGCCACGGCCAAGACACGUUGGUCUGGCGAAAAGCAGGCGAAUCAACCGACCGGAAGCAUUUUAUGGAUGGCACCGGAAGUGAUACGCAUGCAGGAACUGAAUCCCUAUUCAUUUCAAUCAGAUGUCUAUGCCUUUGGCAUUGUCAUGUACGAACUGUUGGCCGAGUGUCUGCCAUAUCGCAAUAUUAGCAACAAGGAUCAGAUAUUGUUUAUGGUCGGACGUGGUCUGUUGCGUCCGGACAUGAGUCAGGUGCGCUCGGAUGCGCCACAGGCGCUGAAACGUCUCGCCGAGGAUUGCAUCAAAUACAAUCCCAAAGAGCGACCAUUGUUCCGGCCGCUGUUGAACAUGCUGGAGAAUAUGCUCCGGACGCUGCCCAAGAUUCAUCGCAGCGCCAGCGAGCCAAAUUUAACCCAAUCCCAGCUGCAAAACGAUGAUUUUCUCUAUAUGUGCCCCAGUCCCAAGACACCGGUGAACUAUAAUAACUUUCAGUUCUACAAUAGUGCCGGAAAUAUCUAAAAGAUACAGAGGAGCUGGUGGAGAUUACAUGGAGACGAAGGAGAAUGAUGAUGAUAAGGUGGAGAAGGAGGAGGCUGUACCUGUACUUACCCCAUUGAUAAGGGAGGAUGCUUUUCAAAAUUUUAUGUUCUUGUUUCUUUUUCUUUCACGUAAAAGCAAACAAGUCAGAGCGAGAUAGAGAGCUGUGAAUCAAGGCGAGACAGUUCCGUGUGUUGCGCUCUCUCUUUCUAACGCAAGUGCUCCUUCAAAGUGCAUUUCUGUUAUCAAAAACAACAACUACAACAACUGAAAAUAAUAACUAUUACUGUAAACUAAAUCGCGCAUAUGUACAUACAUUUAAAUAUAUACACACACACACACAGACAUAUACACCAACAAAAACAUUACAUACACAUACAUACAUACGUUAGGCAUCUACUAAACUAGCUGAUCGAUAAAUUACAAUUAUAAACAAAACAAAAAUAUACUACUUAUUACUAUAACAA
Molecule: messenger RNA, 3194 nt
Organism: Drosophila innubila
Lineage: Eukaryota; Metazoa; Arthropoda; Insecta; Diptera; Drosophilidae
Product: raf homolog serine/threonine-protein kinase Raf
Exons: 5
Coding region: 439-2709 (756 amino acids)
Biological process (GO): protein phosphorylation; signal transduction
Molecular function (GO): protein kinase activity; ATP binding
Source: RefSeq, a predicted model, not a curated record